AUGUUUCUGGUCAAGUUCUUCAAGCACAUGGCACAGGGACAGCGCUCGGAGAUCCCAUCGAAGUGCAAAGCACAUGACAUGGGGGUAGUUCCCACGGGGCAAACCGAGCAAAAAAUUCAGAGUGGGGUUGUCUUGGAGUUCUUGCAAGAGCUUUGCGGUCCCAACAGUGGAGCAAACUUUAGUAGUCACUCUCUAGCGACAUACAUAAUCGCCAAGUGCGACUACAAACCUCACACAGCAAACUUAAUUCUCAAGACCAAUCACCAGCGGGCUGUAUCUGGGAGUAAUAUCAUCUCGAGUAUUGAGCAGUAUAAUAUCGAAGAAAUGUGGACUGAUUGCAAUCAGAAAAUCAUAUCCUGUCGGCGCGAGUUGGAGCCAGAAGCUUUCUACCAAAUCAAGUAUGAGGAUCUACUUGGAAAUCCACAGUCCACUCUCUCUCAACUACAGAGGGAUAUACCCUUGCUUAUCAAAGACAUAAAACCGAUUCAUCAAGAUCCCCGUCCAAAAGGCUCCCGCGGUACCCCCGCACUUUCGCUCCUGCAUGGGGGCUUUGGGACUCCAGUCGCAGUUCAACUGAAGUCUUACGCGCCUGCUUUGUGGCCAAUAAUUACGCUUCAAGCACCAGAACUAAUACCUCCGUCGCAGACACACUUCGGUGCGAUGCGGGGACGGGCACUACACUAUGACGGCUUUCUCGAUGAGCCUCAUCUGCAAGAAGCUAUGUGGAAGCGCGCAACCACCUACGAAUUUGCCUUUGCAACAUUGCUGCUAACACCAGUCAACUUUGGCAAUGCAAUACAACUGGGAGACAUAACCACAAUUCAGGCUCUUGAACACAGUGCCAGAAGUAUUUCCCCUGAGCACAUUCUCGAGCUUUCCACUAUCCUUUCUUCCAAACAUGUCGAAGUCUUCACUCGCGAGGACUCGGUGCUGACGGUAGCGUCCACAAUAUCUCACCUUACGGUGAAACAUCUACUUCAUUGGUAUCACCCUAGACACAAAUCCUGGCAAGCGCGUAGCCAAGAUAGCGCAUGGAACGGUGGUGCAGUCAAUAUAGCGUUCAACGAGAUCGAUAGACAUAUCCUUUCAGGGUAUGGUUGUGCACUUGCGGUCAUCGACCACAAAGAAGAGUCGCAUUCGCAGUCCUACUCAAGUUUACUACUCGGAUGUCUGGCAGCUUCUUCGGCCUUGAAGAAUCGUGGUUUGGUUGCUGGAGAUCGUCUUAUUUUUAUGUUUCCCACAAAUUUGAGUGGCAUCUGUUUGAUCGAGUCUGCAAAGAGGCUGGGUAUUAUUUAUGCAUGCAUGCCUCCGAUAACUCCUGCACAGUCGCUUUCAGACUGA
This is a messenger RNA of Aureococcus anophagefferens, 1341 nucleotides long. RefSeq lists its product as hypothetical. Gene Ontology annotation, cellular component: cytosol. Gene Ontology annotation, biological process: acetyl-CoA biosynthetic process. The transcript has 10 exons. The coding region runs from base 1 to 1341 and encodes 446 amino acids. Gene Ontology annotation, molecular function: acetyl-CoA synthetase activity. The record is from RefSeq and is a predicted model, not a curated record. Lineage: Eukaryota; Pelagophyceae; Pelagomonadales; Pelagomonadaceae.